AUGCCCCUUUCGACUAACGUGGAAGAGAGCGAGCUUUCGGAGGAUGCUGGUCCGGUCGAAUAUUCAAUGUACGCAAGUCCACAAUCUACUCCUGUUCCCUCCUCCGGUGGCUCUAACAAAUUUUUGAUCUUCUACAAGCUCUUACUCAGUCCUUGUGGCAACUUUUUGCUUGUUGUCCAGCCAGGUAUAGAUCCUAUAGACAAACAUUGGAGCUUUGACGUCUUCCAAGACCUCGCAUACUAUAGUCGUCCUGCCCGGCCUUGCUUCCAGUGGAUUGCUGGCCAAGAGGCUCCUGCUCUUCCGCGCAAACACUACACUCAUCACAGCCAUUCUCAGCAUACAGACUUUACUGUAAAGAAUAUGGAGGAGAAUGGUGGAAUCAGUACCCAAGACAAAGAUCCAAUGCCUGACACUUGUGAAAGCCUUGAAAAGGACCGUUUCUUCGAGUUGCCUACAGACGGGCCCUUGGAGAACCCCCCGGGUGGCCGGAAUAAUGUUGAGAUUGCAUUUCAUCCAUAUUUGCCACAGGUUGCAUAUGCGACAGACGCAACAUACUUAUGGAACUUUAGUGCCAUGAAUGCCAGCGGGGAUAGAGUGAAGAAACAACCUCCUCUCUGCAUCCAUAUCAAACCAUUAUCACAAAUGAGGUACUCCUAUUGCGGACAACGAAUCCAUAGAUUCGAGAAUUUCGAGCGUGCCGGAGCUAAGGAGGGCAUUAUCGUUGACCUGAGCCAGCUUCAGAGCAGUUCCACUCCAGUUAUCCCGGAGCCUGAAGGACACGGAAUGACCCAGAUGCUAGUACUGAACGAUACGAGGAGAGGUCUAUCCAAAUUCGUCAUGCCAGAGCAACGAACACCGUCAAUACAAACCUCAAACACCUCGUUCAUCACCAGGGACGCAAACGGUAUGCCUACGUUAUCUACGCUGCAACAAUCUUCCGAAGAUAACUCUCUGACCUUGCACACUUUUAACACUCGCGGUCAAUCGAAACAAGAGACAUUACAUGAAGUGGCGCAGCAGAUGCUUCUAGAAGACCAAAAACCCCGAUCAGAGAGCGAAGAAGAGAAAGAGAGAUGA
Hyaloscypha bicolor E is the source of this 1077-nucleotide messenger RNA. RefSeq lists its product as uncharacterized. The coding region runs from base 1 to 1077 and encodes 358 amino acids. Lineage: Eukaryota; Fungi; Ascomycota; Leotiomycetes; Helotiales; Hyaloscyphaceae. The record is from RefSeq and is a predicted model, not a curated record. The transcript has 2 exons.